AUGUCCCGCGAGAAGCCGCCGAAGCCCGCGCCGCCCGUGGUCUCCACGGGCUGCUCCGGCCUCAUGUCCUGCUCCUGCCUCUCCCGCCACCGCCGCGGCCCGCAGCACCAGCAGCCUGCGCCGGCGCCGGCGCCGGCGCCGCCGCGAAAAAGCGACGACGACGGUGGCGCCAGCGACGCGGCCUUCGAGGUCGCGGAGAGGUGCUGGAAGAGGGUGCAGCACCUGGAGGAGGAGGUCAAGAGGCUGAGCGGCCACGAGGUGAGGCUGCAGGUGCCAGGCGCCACCGACCGCGUCGUCAGGGGCCGCGCGGCGGAGGGAGGCGGCAAGGUCACGGCGGAGGGCGGCAGCGUGAGCACGGGCACGGCCACGACCGCCUCCGCCACGAGGGGUGGCAGCGUCGGCCACGGCGCCUGCUGCGGCGUGCAGGAGGUGGUGAGGCUGGAGGACGGCAGCUACAUGCGCGAGGUCAUGCGACUUGGGCGCCCGUGGGAGCGGCUGGCCGUGCAGGUGUCGCGGCCCGCCGUCCCCGCGGACGCGGCGAGCGCGUCUGAGGUUCUUGGCAAGAUGGCAGCGAUGAGGGCCGAUGACCUGUGCAAGUUCCUGGUCCAGUUAAUGCCGCUGAAGGACAUCACCGGCCAGAAGAACCCCGGCGAGCCCUUGCGCCGGACGGCGAGGCCGAUCUCGGGGGACGACCUCGUGGAGGCUCUCGUCCUCGACGCAAUGGGCAAGCUGGAAUAUCUGGUCCUGGAAGGCCUCAAGAUCCAGAUGGCCUCACCGGCUACCGAACCCGCCGCCGCCGCCGCCGUCGGCGACGGGAGGCGGGACAAGGCCGUCGCCAGAAAGGACUGCAUGGUCCACGUGGUUCUGAUGCAGGCGAGGGAUCCGAAGGAAAGGUACGGCGCCAUCGGCGACCCCAUGAUCGGGCUGAUCGAGACAUCUCUGGAGAAGAAGAAGGAUGCCACGGCGAGACUGCGGAUGCUGGGGCUGCAUGUUGCCGGGAUCAGCCUCGCAAUCAGGACGCCCAGUGAUGGACGCAGAUGCGUGCUGUGGAGUGCGUAUCUGAGGCGAUGCAACGACGGCGACGGCGACGGCGGAGGCGAUAUCUGCCGGUGCAUUUGCGUUCGAAAUCCGAAUCGUGUCUUACCCUCCGUGUGAUGGGUCUGGCCCCACAUGUCGGUAACACAAAACCUUGUUUGUUUUUUUUGGUGUGCAGGACCUGCACGUGUAAUAGACAUUUUUUUUUCUUAUUUGAAAGCCAUUAUUUGCAGUAUUUUAAAGGAUGAUCUUUGGCGUGUAAUAGCCAAAUUUUUUUAUAAUUGAAAGCCAUUAUUUUCAGUAUUA
Sorghum bicolor (sorghum) is the source of this 1341-nucleotide messenger RNA. RefSeq lists its product as uncharacterized. The coding region runs from base 1 to 1155 and encodes 384 amino acids. The transcript is spliced from 2 exons. The record is from RefSeq and is a predicted model, not a curated record. NCBI's taxonomy places the organism in Eukaryota, Viridiplantae, Streptophyta, Magnoliopsida, Poales, Poaceae.